AAGUUAAUGUAGCUUUUAUUAAUACUCUGUUAAACUAAAUAAUUCUUAUUAAGGAAUCAUGGAUUUUUCAAAAGUAUUAUUAACUCUACUCUGUUUAGGAUUUGGAUUUCCGUGUGCACUUAGUUUUCCUCAAAAUACGACCAGUUUGAGAUACGACGCCCGUUAUUUUACUAAUCCCAUUCUCGACGAGUUGGCAGCGGAUCCAUCCAUAAUAAAAAUAAAUGGGUGGUACUACCUGGUCUUUACGCAAGGGGAUAGAAUCGACGUACUGAAGAGUCCAAUCCUUUCAAAUUUUCGAAACGUGGAGAGAAAAACGGUUUAUUUUACGCCACGAAAUCGAGGAAGUCUUUGGGCACCGGAACUUCACUUGAUUCGAGGCGGAUUAUACAUGUACUUCACGAUGGAUGACGGUGUGGAUAAUGAUAACCAUAGGAUGUACGUGAUACAAGCGUUAGACCCGAAUAAUCCGUUGGGACGGUGGAGUAGGGAAAUACGCCUUCUCCCCGAAGAAGAAAUCUUCGCCAUUGACGGAACCGUGUUGCAGUACGGAAACGGAGAGUUGUACUUCAUCUGGUCCGGAUUUCCGAACCCGAGAGGCUCCAUGAAUCUGUAUAUUGCUCAAAUGGAGUCACCCACUCGCGUUUUCCCCCCAUGGACACUGCUUCGAACACCCACGAUGGACUGGGAGAAGCACGGCUAUCCUGUGAAUGAGGGUCCAUUCAUCAUUCAAAAUGAGGGGCGGACUUUCCUCGUAUUUUCCGCGUCUUCCACCUUCACGCCAAACUACUGUUUAGGAAUUAUGGGGAUUGAUGACCUUAGAGAUCCGCUAGUUCCGAGGAAUUGGUGGAAUGACGUGAAUCAUUGUGUGUUCGAAAGGAACGAUGCGGAACGUGUAUUUACGACGGGACACGCCUCUUUCGUGCGGUCGUUGGACGAUUCCGAACUUUGGAUGGUUUAUCAUGCCACGGAUGACGUGAACGAUAACGGUGUACAUCGUACAGCACGAAUUCAAAAAUUGGACUGGAAUCCGGAUAAGGCUCCACGAUUCCCGGCAGCUAUUGGUGUUAACAAGCCGAUCAAGGUACCAAGUGGUGAAUACGGAAGGAAGACCAAGAAGGAAAAUUAAGAAUAUCUCAGCACCGAAAUGGUUUUGUUAUAUACAUAAUCAUUGUGCAAAAUAAAAUAAUUGACUUGAA
Folsomia candida is the source of this 1196-nucleotide messenger RNA. RefSeq names its product extracellular exo-alpha-(1->5)-L-arabinofuranosidase. The record is from RefSeq and is a predicted model, not a curated record. Gene Ontology annotation, molecular function: hydrolase activity, hydrolyzing O-glycosyl compounds. The coding region runs from base 59 to 1126 and encodes 355 amino acids. NCBI's taxonomy places the organism in Eukaryota, Metazoa, Arthropoda, Collembola, Entomobryomorpha, Isotomidae. The transcript has 3 exons. Gene Ontology annotation, biological process: carbohydrate metabolic process.